Molecule: messenger RNA, 3005 nt
Organism: Durio zibethinus
Lineage: Eukaryota; Viridiplantae; Streptophyta; Magnoliopsida; Malvales; Malvaceae
Product: E3 SUMO-protein ligase SIZ1-like
Biological process (GO): protein sumoylation
Cellular component (GO): chromatin
Molecular function (GO): SUMO ligase activity; zinc ion binding
Source: RefSeq, a predicted model, not a curated record
UUUUAUUUUAUUAAUGAAAUAGAGUAGUUUAUAUAAAUAUAAAUUAAAAAUUAAAAGUCGCGGCCAGUAAAAGCUACCGCGGCAGUAACUGAAACUCCAAGGUCCAAUAGUUAAUUUUUAUUUUUAUCUGUAAAAGAGGAAUGGAUUCGAUGUCUAUUUGCAGGGGCCAGUUGGCUUACUUCCGAAUUAAAGAGCUGAAGGAUGUUCUUACUCAGCUUGGUAUUUCAAAGCAAGGGAGGAAACAGGAUUUGAUGGACAGAAUAUUAGGCUUGAUUUCAGAGGAAGAAGGUUCCAACACAUAUGGGCCAGCAAAGAAAAAAUUUAUUGGGAAGGAAGGAGUGGCAAAAUUAAUUGAUGAUGCUUACAGAAAAAUGCAGAUAGCUGAUGCUCCGGAUUUAGCAACAAAGAGACAGACUUCUUUAGAUGUUUGUGGUGUGAAGCAUAGAGUUGAAGCUGAAGAUGUUUCAUAUUCAGCUGUGAAGAUUUGCUGUCCUUGUGGGAGUUUAUCGCAUACUGAUGAUAUGAUACAGUGCAUUGACCCAGGAUGUCAAGUUCAGCAGCAUGUUAGCUGUGUUAUCUUUCCGGAGAAGCCUAUGGAAGGCAUUCCAUCAGUUCCAGCUAUAUUUCAUUGUGAAAUGUGUCGCAUUAAUCGGGCAGAUCCGUUUUAUAUUACUGUGGCGCAUUUGAUAUCCCCUGUGAAGUUAAUAGCUGGAAAUAUUCCAUCUGAUGGGACAAAUCCCCUACUAAACGUGGAAAAGACAUUUCAACUGACAAGGGCAGAUAGUGAUUUAUUACAGAAAUCUGAAUAUGAUAUUCAGGCUUGGUGUGUUCUUCUCAAUGAUAAUGUUUCAUUUAGGAUGCAAUGGCCACAACAUGCAGAUUUACAUGUUAAUGGCUUUGCAGUAAGAACUCUUAACAGACCUGGUUCACAAUUAUUAGGUGCUAAUGGUCGUGAUGAUGGUGCACUGAUCAAAUUGUACAUUGGGGAGGAGAUUAAUAAAAUUUCUUUAUCGGCAUGUGAUGCUCGCUUUUUCUGUUUUGGAGUCAGACUUGUACAGCGGCGUACAAUAGAACAGGUUCUUGGUUUGAUUCCUAAAGAAGCAGAUGGUGAACCCUUCAAAGAUGCACUAGCCCGUGUUUGUCGUUGCAUUGGUGGUGGGAUGCCUGCUGCAAAUGAAGAUAGUGAUAGUGAUUUAGAAGUCAUUGCAGAUACAAUUACAGUUAAUCUUCGCUGUCCUAUGAGUGGCUCCAGAAUAAAGGUCGCUGGCAGAUUUAAACCUUGUGUUCACAUGGGAUGUUUUGAUCUCAAAACUUUUGUGGAGCUGAACCAGCGCUCAAGGAAGUGGCAGUGUCCCAUCUGUCUCAAGAACUAUUCUCUGGAAGAUAUCAUUAUUGACCCUUAUUUCAAUCGAAUCACAACUAUGAUGCAGCACUGUGGAGAGGAUGUAACUGACAUUGAGGUGAAGCCUGAUGGUUCUUGGACUGUUAAGAUCAAAGGUGACCUUAGCGAUCUUCAAAAAUGGCAUUUACCUGAUGGUUCACUCUAUGUAGCUUCAAAUGAAGAUAUAUCCAAGUCAGAGGCCUUGAGGAAGAUCAAUAAGGAAGAAAAAUCAGGACAUACUAAUUCUGAGAUUGGGACAAAAGGAGGAAUGUUUGAAGCAAGGAAAAACCAGCAUCUUCCCUUGUUAAAUCCCAAAGAGGAAGAUUUUGAAAACUAUAGUCAGAUGGUCAUAACAAUGAGCAGUAGUGCCAGUGGAGGUGGUAGAGAUGAUGAAGACUCGAGUAUUAAUCAGGAUUGUGGAAGAUAUAAUAAUAUCUCUGCCAAUAAUGGCAAUGAGAUCAAUUCCAUUCGUCGUAAUUUUGAUUCAAUUCUUAGAACUGAAAAUCAAAGUCAUGGACCAAUAGGGGAGCCAAACAUCAUUAUUCUCAGUGAUUCAGAAGAAGAGAAUGUCAAUUUGGUUUCUUCUCUUACAGAUUACAAAUCUUGUCUACUGAAUGAUAGUGGGGUAUUGUCUGUCCCUCCUGCAAUCGAACACUCAUAUCUGGAAAACUCCAUUCCUGAUUCUGGCAUAAGUUCUUGUUUGGAUCUCUUUAAUGGCAGUGGCAGAGAUGUUGGAAUGUCAGACUGGCCAUAUUCUUCUACCCAAGUAGGUUCAGGGUUCCAAUUGUUUGGUGAAGAUUCUGAUGUCUCAGAUGUUCUUAUUGAUUUGGAGCAUUCCGUGGUCACAUGCUCUGCACCAAUGAACGGUUACACAUUAGCUUCAAGGUCAACCAUGAACUCUGGCGUACAGGUUCCUGAUUCUUCUAUUUGCAAUGCCAAUAUUGAUGAAGACCUCGUUGAUAAUCCCUUUGUAUUUGUUAAUGAGGACCCCUCUCUACAAAAUUUCCUUCCUACUCAGCCGGCUGGAACCUUGGAAGAAUCUGAUAUAGGACGCCAUCCCCCCAUAUCAAAUGGCUCCCAUACUGAAGAUUGGAUUUCUCUUAGGCUUGGCAGCAAUGGCGACAAUAUUUGCAGUGGUGUUGAUACUAUUGCUCAGUCUGCUGUUUCAAAGGGGCUGGAUUCGAUAAAUGACUGUAGGCCAAAUGAAGGGAGGAAACCGUUAAAUGGCCCUUUCUCAUUUCCUCGCCAACCAAGGUCUGUCAGGCGACGGGUUUACUCAAUAGAUUCAGACUCAAAUUAGAUGGAAUCAAAACUUUAAGGAUUCAUUGAGUAAUUCAUUGAUAUCUACUUCUAUCCUAUCGCAAACUGAGAUAAUGAUGGUGGUCCUGUCUAUCACAAUUAUUCACUUGUCGAAGGAGAAACAAGCAUUUUCGUUUUGAGUUACUGUUGAAUCCUACUGAUUGUCUUGUUAGUUGAAAUGGCUUUCAUCUACGUUGUGCUUUCAUUGGCAGCUGUGUAACAGACCCGACAAACGGUGAGCCCUAAUGGUUCAUUGAUGUUUAUAGUCUCCUCAAAAGAUACCACAGUAUGAGUAAUCUGUAUAUAAGUAAUACGAUUCAAAAAU